Messenger RNA from Diaporthe amygdali, 4827 nucleotides. RefSeq lists its product as uncharacterized. The record is from RefSeq and is a predicted model, not a curated record. The coding region runs from base 1 to 4827 and encodes 1608 amino acids. Lineage: Eukaryota; Fungi; Ascomycota; Sordariomycetes; Diaporthales; Diaporthaceae. Gene Ontology annotation, molecular function: ATP hydrolysis activity. The transcript is spliced from 2 exons.
AUGGCGUCUGCUGGCCUGAUCUCUUUCCUGGCCGGCACGGCAGCCAUUAUUCUCAUUUUACUAUUGAGGCCCGUGCCCGCCUCCCCGACGACGAUGGCGACUCCAAUAUACCGAGCGGGAGCCGUCAAACGACACCGCGGCGUCCGGUUGCUCCACCUUAACCCAUCCGCUGAGAAUGCCUCCAAGACUGAUACUGGUAUUGACAUCAUUGCCAUUCAUGGCCUCGACACGAGGUCACCCGAGACCUGGGAGUAUAAGAAAGAAGACGGGCAGAAGACCAACUGGCUGGCCGACCAAGACAUGCUUCCCGCACAGGUUCCGGGCACUCGCAUCUACACAUGCGACUGGCCCGCCGAUUUAUUCGAAACGGAGGACUCGGUUCCAUUUGAGAUUGAGGAACUUGCUGUAUCCCUUCUCCAAGGAAUUCUUGGAUCGGAUACAAAGAGAGACCGACAGAUUCUCUUCAUUGCCUCAUGCCUCGGAGGUGUCAUCUUGAUGAAGGCCCUUGUCGAGGCGAAAGGCGCACAUGCUGCUAUUCGGGAAGCCACUCGCGGGAUCAUCUUUCUAGCGACACCGUUCCGAGGCACUUUUUUCAAAGACAUCUCCAGGUGGGCGCAGCCGGGUCUGAAAGCCUGGGCAUCGAUCCAGGGCCAACAAGUGACCAAGUUGCUUGGCUGGGUGAAUUCGCCGACAUUUGAUCUUGUCCAUCUAGUGAGCGAGUUCACCAAGCUUCGCAAUGACCAGAAAUCGGAGGCUUUCAUAGUUCACACUUUUUAUGAGACACGGUACACAUUCUUCCGCAGAAAAGUUCCAUUCGUUUCGUGGUUAUUGCCCCUGUCGAAGAAACUGCUCGUCGAAAUGGAUUCUGCGACACUGGACUGUGUCCCAACAACAGACCGAUACUCACUCGACCUGCCCCACGUCCUAAUGAACAAGUUUUCGGGACCGAGUGAUCCAAACUAUGAGAAAGUUGUGCACACUAUCCAGAGACUCCUCACCGAGAUUCAGACCGGAACACCUCUAGCGCAAGCAGACGCCUGGAUACGUAACAAACAUUACGAUAAGCAGAGGCUCAUGAUUGAACGGCUUUCUGGAGAUCCUCUGGAGAUGGACCAGUGCUAUAUCAACCUAGCGCUCGUGGAAACGAAGCAGGCGGAUAUUCCCAAAGAGGCAGUGCUUCAGUUGUCACCAUUCUCCUUAAGCGAACGACUGAAGCUGGAAACUCCGCAUGAGAGCCUCCGGGUAGAGCUACCGAAUCUCUUUCAGCCACGCAAAAUGCCUAAUAGGGACACGAAUAAGCCAAGAAGAAUACUGAUACGAGGUCACGCUGGGGUCGGGAAGACCACUCUGUGCAAAAAGAUUGCUCAUGACUUCGUUCAUAAAGGUAUGUGGCAAGAUUUGUUCAAGCGUGUGGUGUGGGUACGAUUGCGGGACUUGAAAUAUUUGUCCAAUAAUGGAUACAACCUUGGUGGGAUGCUCGAACACAUCUUUUUCCGGCAACAUGAGAACGGGAAGUCUCUCGGUCAUCAGAUGUGGAACCACAUAGAGGGCACGAAAGCGCAGGAUACUGUUUUUCUGUUGGACGGUCUGGAUGAAGUCACCCAUAUCAUCAUGGAGCCUGGACAAAGACCGCCUCAUCUAGGGCACGAACUUCUAAAAGGACUGUUGAACAGACCCAAUGUUAUAAUCACGACUCGGCCUCAUGCUGCGUUCCCUCGUGGCUUCCAGCCGCUUGAUCUCGACUUGGAUACGAUCGGAUUCAGUCCAGAUCAAGUCCAGAGGUAUAUCAAAGCGGUGAUGACAAAUGACAAGGACUCGGAUGCCAUUCAGGCAUACCUGCAAAAGAAUCGGAUCAUGCAAAACCUUGUUCAGAUUCCCAUUCAGCUGGAUGCACUUUGCUUUACAUGGCAGGCAAGCUCGAUAUGGAACAACAGCUCGACGGCUAUCCCAGAAACAAUGACUGCCGUCUAUGAAGCUAUGACAAGGGAGUUAUGGAAGAAGGACAACGAGCGACUCGAGAAAGAUGGGUUUCCGACCAUUGGAAAUUCAUGUCCAGCUGAAACAAAUCCUUUCGACUCGAAUGAAUACAACGAUCUUGGAUACUUGGCCUUUAGCGGUUUGUGCAGCAACGUGAUCGAGUUCCAACCGUACCACCGAAACGCAUUGUAUCGGCAAGUGAAAAAGGAUAAGACGAGCUUGUCGCUUGAUGAGACAUUUGCGCGUCUCUCCUUUCUACGGACAUCAGACCCAUCAAUGAACUCCUCUCGCCAGAGCUUCCAUUUCAUACACCUGACUUUCCAAGAGUACUUUUCGGCGAAGCACUUCGUGAAGGCGUGGAAAGAUGACCAGGAACUCCGAUAUACAGAACUAGACGAUGGGAAGAUCGAAAGUCGAAGUCCCUUCUUACCUCAGAGACCUCGUGAGUUCCUUCAGAAACACAAGUAUACUCCACGAUACAACAUCAUGUGGCGCUUCGUUGCUGGACUACUUGACGCUGAAGGGAUACCACAAAUCACUAGCUUCUUUGAGGCAAUCGAGAGCGAGCCGGUCGACCUUCUAGGACCCACACACCAGCGGCUAGUCAUGCACUGUGUGGCCGAAGUGGUGCAGUCGGUUGACCUCCGAACAGAACUGGCAGAACAGUUAUCACAAUGGGUGGAGUUCGAAUGCAACUUCCGAAGCACAUCACGCUUAAUCAGCGAAACGGAACUUCCAGCACAAGCCUUGAACCUUGUCUUAGAACGAGCUUCUGAGGAGGUAAAGAUGACAAUUCUGGACUCACUCAGCAAACGACAAAGUCUGCCACUGGAAACGAUAGAGUUGGUCACUAGCUGGCUGGAGGGGAUCGUUUCGCAACAGUUGCGACAUGCUGCUCUGAAAAUGCUUUCGGGCUCACGCGAACGUCUACCAAGCCCGACACUCAACGCUGUGAUACCGUGGAUGGAUGAUAAGGAUCGGGGGACGAAACAGUACGCGGCGUGGACACUUCGGUCUCAAAACAAUUGGCCUGAAGACGUGCUCAGAGACGUGAUGGCACGGGCCGAGAGCCAAGAUGCGGACAUCAAACAAAGAGCAGCGGAAGCGCUCCAGGGCCAGUCGACGCUGCCUAAAGACAUCAUUCGGACUAUAGCCUUAUGGCUUGAAGAUCGUGAUCCAUCUACCAGGUUUGGAGCAUUCAAAGUGCUCCUCCACCAGUCAAAAUUGCCUGAAUGUGUUAUUGAGGCAAUAGCGGCACAGCUCAGGGAUCAGGAUGAAUUCAUUCGACUGGUGAUUUUUGAAGUUCUUCAAGACCAGCCAAAGCUUCCAAGAGCCAUACUCGAUGAUAUGAUGGCUCGGCUUCACGAACAAGAUGAUGAUAUGGCUGAAUACAGACUUCCCAGUCACAGAGACCAACUUCCUGACAACAUCCUUCAAGCCGUAACGCUACGGCUCAAAACUCAGGACAGUAACAUUCGACAGAAGGCGAUACGAGCGCUCAAAUGUGGAAAUAAACAGCUUUCUGAGACAGAAUUCUCUGAUGAUGUCUUUCAAGUCAUGGUAUCAUGGCUUGGGGAAGACAGAGCUACCAGACAGAUGGCGUUAGAGGCGCUCAGCUCUAAACGUACAUUACCUGAGGGUGUCCUCAAGGCUGUGGCAGCACAACUCGAGGAUGAAGACGGAACUAUUAGAGAAGCGGCGCUGAAGAUGCUUGGAGAGCUUUGGCGUCAACGGGCCGUUCCCGACGACGUGCGAAAGGCUGUUGAGGCGCAACUCAAUGAUCAAGACGGCGCUAUUCGAGAAGUGGCGAUGGAUGCUUUAAGAAAGUUUGGGAGUCAACAGCCGCUUCCUAAUGAUACUAUACGGGCUAUAGCAGCACAGCUUGAGGAGAAAGACAACAAAAUCGUAUGCGCAGCACUGGAGGCGCUUCAGACACUUGGAAGUCGGCAGGUUUUCCCUGAAGAUGUCCUUAAGGCUGUAGCAGCACGGCUCAAGGAUCAAGACCCGUAUAUCAGAGGACUCGCGCUUCAACUCCUCCCAGAUCAAGCGGAAUCAUCGGAAAACAUCCCGCAAGCUACGCUGGUGACACGGCUUGAGAAUGACAGUUGGCAGGUUAGAUGUUCCGCUUUGGAAAUACUCGAGGGACGACCAAGCUUGGAUCAAGAUACCCUUAGUCGCAUAGCAGCAGAGCUUCGUCAAAAUGAUAGGGCUAUUGUUAGGCUAUACGCAGCCAAGGCGCUCGCGAGUCAAAAGAGAUUAUCUGAGGAUAUUCUUUUGGUCGUGACAGCACAGCUUGAGGAUAGAGAUGUUAAUGUCAGAAUGGCGGCAAUUAACGCACUGCGCUCCCAAACGGAAUUGACUAGAGGGAUCCAGGAAGCUUUGUUGGCUUGCCGCACGAAUCCAGAUUCGAAUGUCAGAUCGGACGUCAUGGAAAUAUUACGGAAGCAACCGGGCUUGUCCAAAACGUUUCUCACAGCCGUGGUACCAUGGAUGGAAGACGAAGAUUGGUACAUCAGAGAAGAGGCAGUGAGGUUACUUGGAACCAACCCAACGCUACCCUAUGAGAUACUCCAAGUUGUAACGGCACGGCUUGAGGAUGGAAUGGACCUGGCAGUGGCAGAAACCCUGCGAGGUCAACGAUCCCUGCCCGAUACGAUUUUGAAAUCCGAGGCUUUAUACCCUAUUUGGCUGGAAAGAUGCUUUGAGGAACAUAUAUACUGCUAUAUUGAGGAUGAAGUCUCUUAUCUGGAGUUGCCUGCGGGGUUGGGAAGGGUUCCUUUAUCAGGUCAGCUGGAUGGGCUCAGGAAGGCGAUACGUCAAAGGCAAAGGGAGUUGGGCAUGCCGAUCUGA